CUUCGCUCAUCGCCACUAAGAGACGUGCGUUGGAUGUGUCAUUAUCGUUAUUCACGUCACGGUAAUAUUAGAAAGUAUUACCGGGUCCACGUUGUGGAAAAACUGGUCUACAGACUUCAACUUCAUUCCAACGUGCUUCGUAUCGAUACUCACACGCCUAUUUGUGCGUAAUCAUCAUUUAUUCUUGUGUCUCCACAUUGUCACGAUGCACGAAACAAUUCUGAAUCAGUUUCAACGAGACGGGUAUGUUGUACUCGAGGAUUUCCUGAGACCAGCUGAAUGCGACGAGCUGGUAGCGGCGGGAAUCGAGAUAACAAAACAAAUUGAUGAAAACGCUCGCAAAUCGGUUUUCACUACAGUAAAAGACCAGGAAAACAGAGACACGUAUUUCUUAGAAAGUAAUGAUAAAAUAAGGUACUUCUUCGAAAGUGAUGCCCUCGGAGAAAAUGGCGAAUUAAAAGUUGAUCCCAGUCUUUCUCUUAAUAAGGUUGGCCAUGCACUUCAUCUCCUUCACCCAAUCUUCAGAUGCUACACGUAUAGCGAUCGCGUUAAGGCUGUAUGUCAGCAACUAGGCUUCAAGGAACCAGCUGUAGUGCAAAGCAUGUACAUCUAUAAGAACCCUGGUGUGGGAGGAGAAGUAAUACCACAUCAGGACAUAACCUACCUUCAUACGGAGCCGGUGCCACCCUUAGGUUUCUGGAUUGCCUUGCAAGAUGCCACCGUACAGAAUGGUUGCCUUUGGAUAUCACCUGGCUCCCAUAAAUCUGGAAUCCAUCGGCGAUUAUUUAAAAAGCAGAACAAUACGCUUGAGUACGAUAGACCAGCUCCAGUAUACCCACAAUCCAGCUUUACACCAGUAGCUGUCCCUAAAGGUACUUGCAUCUUAUUGCACGGCAAUGUUGUCCAUAAGAGUGCACACAACAAUUCGGACAAGAGUCGACACGCAUACACAUUCCACGUCAUUGAGAAGAAAGAUAACAACUACUCACCUGAAAAUUGGCUGCAGGAAGGCAAAGAAGCUCCAUUUUUAAAUUUGUAUACAACAUCUCAAAUGGCUUAGAAGAAAAAUCGAUAAGUGUUUCUAUUCAGUCAUUUGUAAAUUACAGCUUUUUCAACAAAUAAAGCAAAUAAUAAGAGUACAUUGUUACCAAAACACCUGCUACUUUUAAAAAAACGUUAACUACGACAGCUAUUUAAAAUAAAUAGUAUAUAUUUAGUAGAACAUAUUUUUUUUAAAGAAUGCCUUUGAAUGUUCUAAGGCAUAUUAUUUUUUAUUUACCAAAUAUUAUAUGUACAUUAUUUUCUUGAUAAAGAUGUGAUAUAUCGCUAAUAGCAAUUGCAUUGUGAUAGUUUUAUAAUAAAUAAAAAUAAAAAUAA
Molecule: messenger RNA, 1377 nt
Organism: Zerene cesonia (dogface butterfly)
Lineage: Eukaryota; Metazoa; Arthropoda; Insecta; Lepidoptera; Pieridae
Gene: Phyhd1
Product: phytanoyl-CoA dioxygenase domain-containing protein 1
Exons: 6
Coding region: 206-1060 (284 amino acids)
Source: RefSeq, a predicted model, not a curated record